AAAGGGGACGAGCUUUCAGUGAGAGUUGGUUGAGUGUCGCUCUGGCGAAAGAAAGUUGUACUGUACAAUGUUUCAGUGCAAGUGACAGCAUGGGUCCUGUCCGUGUUCUUCUGUUCGUCAGUCUUUACGAGCUGGCAGAUUCUGUCACCCGAGUUUAUUACCUCGCAGUCAAAGAAGAGGUCUGGGACUACGCGCCCGCAGGAGAAAACAAUCUUCCAGACCAGAACCUGGAACACGAUAAACGUACACCACUAUAUCUAAAGAGUGGAACAGACAGGAUUGGGCAAUUGUACAAGAAGGCUGUGUAUAAACAAUUUACUGAUGGAACGUACUUGACUGAGAUUCCUAAACCUAAUUGGCUGGGAUUUCUAGGCCCAGUGCUCAGGGCCGAAGUGGAAGAUGUGAUUAUUAUUCACUUUAAAAACUUUGCAUCUCGCCCCUACUCUGUGCAUCCACAUGGAGUCUUCUAUGAAAAAGGUUCUGAAGGUGCUUUUUAUCCUGAUGGUACAUCUGGUAAGCAGAAGAUGGACAACGCUGUUCCGGCAGGGGGAAACCACACUUACAGAUGGACAGUGAAGGCACAAUAUAGACCGACAGAUGCUGAUCCCAACUGCUUAACAUGGAUUUACCAUUCCCAUGUGGAUGCUCCCAAGGACAUUUCAUCAGGUUUGAUUGGAGCACUGUUAACAUGUAAAAAAGGGACCUUUGAUGAGGUGACACUGGAACGGAAAGACGUUGACCAGGAUUUUGUUUUAAUGUUCUCCGUUGUGGAUGAAAAUCUGAGUUGGUAUCUAGAUGAGAACAUUAAUAAGUAUUGCAGCAUGCCAUCCACAGUUGACAAAGAUGAUGAAGACUUUCAAGAAAGCAACAAGAUGCACUCGAUCAAUGGCUAUGUGUUUGGAAAGUUACCUGGCCUGAACAUGUGCAGAGGUCAGUCUAUUUCCUGGCACUUGUUUUCAAUUGGAAAUGAAGCUGAUGUUCACUCGGUGUAUUUCCACGGCCAGACUUUCAUUAACAGAGGGCACAAAAUGGAUGUUGUUAGUCUCUUUCCAGCUUCCUUUGCCACAGUGCAAAUGUUUCCUAGAAAUGUUGGAAUAUGGCUACUAAGGUGCCAAGUCAAUGACCAUAUUAAAGCUGGUAUGCACGCAUUAUUUGUGGUGCAGGAUUGUAACCGCAAUGUUUCAGAGAUUACACUAACUGGCAAAGAGAGAAGGUACUUCAUUGCAGCUGAGCUGGAGAGGUGGAAGUAUGCCCCCACAAACAAGAACUCAUUUAAUGGUCAGCCACUAGAUGCAGAAGGAAGUGAUUCUGAGAUCUUCUUCAAGAAGAAUGCCAAUCGAAUAGGAGGAGAAUACUGGAAAGUACGAUAUGUUGAAUAUACUGAUGGAACAUUUAGCACCAGAAAAGAUCGAUUACCAGAGGAGAACCAUCUAGGAAUACUUGGCCCAGUGAUUAAAGCUGAAGUUGGAGACACCAUUAUCGUUACUUUUAAGAAUAAUGCAGAUCGGGCCUACAGCAUUCAGCCUCACGGGGUGUAUUUUACAAAAGAGUUUGAUGCAACAAGAUAUGCUGAUGAUUUUGCAAGAAAUGGUUCAUCUGUUAAGCCCGGAACAUCCUUCACCUAUAAGUGGACUGUGCCACAGCAUGUCGGACCAACAGUCAACGACCCAUACUGCCUGACUUGGAUGUACUAUUCAGCCACCAGUGUAGUGAGGGACACCAGUUCUGGCCUCAUCGGGCCAUUGCUCAUCUGCAAGCAGAACACAUUAAAUCCAGACGGUUCACAGAAAAGGAUGGACAAGGCGUUUUACCUGCUGUAUACAGUAUUUGAUGAGAAUCUUAGUUGGUACCUCUCAAAGAAUUUGGAGACGUUUAUUCAGAAUACUAAUGUUGACUUGGAGGAUGAAGAAUUUCAAAAUUCAAACCAAAUGCAUGCUAUUAAUGGUUACAUGUUCGGUAAUCUGCCUGGACUGGUGAUGUGCAAGGGGGACAAAGUUUCAUGGCAUUUGAUUGGACUGGGCAAUGAAAUCGACCUGCAUGGUGUUUACUUUCAAGGCAACACCUUCCAAGACAACGGGAUGAAACGUGAUGUGUACAAUCUGUUUCCUCAUACUUCAGCAACAAUCUUCAUGCAACCUGAUGAUGUUGGCACCUUUAAGGUCAACUGCCGAACAGCUGAUCACUACAGGGCUGGAAUGAAACAGUUGUAUCAGGUUAAUAACUGCAAUAAAAGUAUCCCAGCCCAGAAGUUUGGGAUAAUCCGAACGUAUUACAUCGCAGCAGUGGAGACAGAAUGGGACUACUCGCCUGACAGGAGCUGGGAGCUGGAAAGAUUCAAUACCACUGAAGAAGAAAGUCCUGGCCAAGUGUUUGUUAGUGCAGGGGAAGGUAAAAUUGGGUCAAAGUACAGAAAGGCAGUUUAUAGGGAGUUUACGGAUGGAACAUUUACCAGACAGAAAAGAAGAUUACCAGAAGAACAACACUUGGAAAUAUUAGGUCCAAUCAUCCGUGCAGAAAUUGGUGACAGUAUCCUGAUAAUAUUUAAGAACCUGGCAUCUAGGCCUUACUGUAUACACCCUCAUGGUGUUGAAGAAGUAAACAGUGGUAAACAUCUCAAAGUACCUGUUACUAUGCCAGGUGAAAUCAAGACCUACAGAUGGAAUGUUCCAAAAAGAUCAGGCCCUGGUAAAGGCGACUCAAAUUGUAAUACCUGGAUCUAUUAUUCUGCAGUAAACUUUAUGAAGGAUCUGUACAGUGGGUUGGUUGGCCCUCUGAUUACCUGUCGUAAGGGAACACUUGAUGAUAAUGGUAGGAGGAAGGAUGUUGAUCGGGAAUUUGCUUUGUUGUUCCUGGUAUAUGAUGAAACUGAAUCCUGGUACCUGAAUUACAACAUCCGUACGUACCUUAAGAUGGAUCCAACAAAGUUCAGGAAAACCUAUGAAUUUGUACGAAGCAAUAAAAUGCAUGCAAUUAAUGGGAAGAUCUAUGGAAACCUUCAUGGACUGACUAUGUUCGAAGGAGAAAAGGUUGACUGGUAUUUGUUGGGAAUGGGGAAUAAAGAGGACAUACAUACCGUUCAUUUCCAUGCCCAGAGCUUUCUCUAUAAGGUGGAAAAUCACCACAGAGCAGAUGUGUACGAUCUCUUCCCUGGAACAUUCCAGACAAUUGAAAUGGUUGUGUCAAACCCUGGGACCUGGCUGUUGCAUUGCCAUGUAACUGAUCACAUCCAUGGUGGCAUGGAAACUGUUUAUACCAUCCUGAACCGGAUAGAUGAUGCAAGGACUACUGUGCAACAGCUGUCUACAGAUUCUGCAGCAAAUGGUGGUACUGCAUUAACAUUAGACCUCUUUGGGAACAAGCUUGAUAAAAAAGAAAUCAAAUUAAUGCUGGCAUUGCUUCUCAUUACCGGGGGCCUUCUAUUGUGAUUGCAACAAACUGAAGGUGCUGCUCAGGGAAACGGUGCAACGCUGGAGUCCAUCUCAAAUUUCCUCCUGUCUGCAAUCAGUAACGUUAGAGAAAAAAGCACGCAACAUGCCAGACUGGCAACUGAUUCCGAACUGCAGCUGAAAAAAAUCAUCGAUCAGUUAUGGAUUACAGCAAGUGAGCUUUUGCUUUUAUGUGCAGGGCAACUUUCCAUAGUACUCAAUUACAUAAGGGAUACACAAACAAAUGAGAAUUUAUUUUGUCAAUAAUCUGAAUAUACUGUCAAUUUGCCCUCAGAUUGGAGCAUGAAAUGCAGUAAAUGUAUCAAACAAUCGUCUCGAAUGAAUCACAUCGGUAAUUGUAGAAAAGAUCAAUAUCUUCUCGAAUUUUAUGAAAUUGCUUGAUUCCUUUGCCAAGAUAAAAUAAAUUUUUUUUUUAAAAUCUGGAAGUGGUCCAUAUAACCUUUCAGUUUAGUAAUGCUGAACAAGGUAAGGGACUAUUUGGACUUUUGGGACCCAGUCAUCUUCCUGUUGAGAGCAAGUUGCUAGUUCCACUCAUCCUUUCUCCAUAUUUCUGUAGUGUUUGUUAUCCACGUUUACUAUUAGCAAUGCAAACCUCUUUAUGCCAAAAAUAUGUUUUCCUGUGGUGUUAGUUAUCAUAGAUUACCAUAUCAAUACAUUCUUCUUAUCAAAGUUUCUUCAGUAUAUCCAUGUAAUCCCAUCCUUCAGACUGUUUGAAUAACUAUCUUCUGUGAUAUUUCAAAGGCUUUACAAACUUCUUAAGGCAUGGUGCUUGGAACUGGACUCAAUUCUCCCUCUACAGUAGACUACUAACUACUUUAAGGACGCUUUUUACUCAUUGGGAAGAAAUUUGUCCAGCACUAAAUUCAGAAGUUGCACCCUGCUUUCAAAACUCAAGCAUCAAGCUGUGCAUUUAAUCUUAAUGACCGGGACCAGGUUCUGGGCAUGCACCAGGUUAACAAAGCUAGGAACUUCAUCGUCUCCUUUGUUAACCUGUCCUGCCAACUUUAAUCAUCAAGUGACUCCUGAUAUCCUGAAAACUGAGCUAUUUGGCAUUCAUUCUUUCUCCUUAUUGUUCCUCCUGAGGUAUAGCACUUCACACUUGUAUUAGUUGAACUUCAUUUGUCUAUUCCAUCAGCUUGUUCACGUCCACUUCUAGUCUGUUUGUAUUUUCCUCAUUGUCUGCUACACCUCCAAGUUCCAUGUAAUCAGCAGAUUGUACAUUUGUGCCCUGAACCACCACUCCCCCAACCUCCCUCAAUGCCAAGUGAUCAAUGGAUAUCAAAAGACAUUGUCUGUUCUGUAACUGAGUCUUGGGGAAUACCACAGUACAUGUUGUCCCAGUCUAACAAGCAGCCGAACACAGCUUUCUAUCAUGUAGCUCAUUUUCUGUGUGUAUUACUAAUGCAUAUUUAAACCCAUGGAUUUCAAAUGGAUUAACAAGCCAACUAGUUCAAUUUUAUUGAUGCCUUUUGUGUUAAAAAAAUUGCAUGUAACUUUGAUGUAUCUUUUUGGACAUAAUUCUCACUAUAACUAUCUACAUUAUUAUAUUUUCCAUGUACUUGGCUAAGGUAUUUUAAAAAUAGAACAUAUUCAUCACUCCUUAACUAAAUUUC
Mobula hypostoma (lesser devil ray) is the source of this 5059-nucleotide messenger RNA. Its product is annotated as ferroxidase HEPHL1-like. Gene Ontology annotation, molecular function: copper ion binding; ferroxidase activity. Bases 90 to 3425 code for a protein of 1111 amino acids. The transcript is spliced from 21 exons. The record is from RefSeq and is a predicted model, not a curated record. NCBI's taxonomy places the organism in Eukaryota, Metazoa, Chordata, Chondrichthyes, Myliobatiformes, Myliobatidae.